This is a messenger RNA of Corythoichthys intestinalis (scribbled pipefish), 6164 nucleotides long. RefSeq names its product fukutin (gene fktn). The transcript is spliced from 10 exons. Gene Ontology annotation, cellular component: Golgi membrane. NCBI's taxonomy places the organism in Eukaryota, Metazoa, Chordata, Actinopteri, Syngnathiformes, Syngnathidae. Bases 247 to 1602 code for a protein of 451 amino acids. The record is from RefSeq and is a predicted model, not a curated record.
CGACAAUGUGAUGUGAUGUGUGAAGCUUUUUUUUUUUUAUUGCUGUUCUUUUUUUAUCUGUUCAUGCUAAGGCAUUGCACUUUGAAAUUGAAACGACCGGAGGCGGAAGUGACCCCUUUCUUGUUGACAUUCUACAGACAACCCUUUGGGCAAGAUGGAGGCAGGCUGAAGGAACGGCGAGGCCGACUUUGAAGGACUUUUUCCCCAUCCCGGCCGCUGUUCGGCUUCGGCGGCCAUGAAACGCGAAUGGCUCGCGUCAAGCGGACAGCGCUGCUGUGGCUGCUGCUCGCCAGCAGCUGUCUUUUCCUGCUCUUUCAGCUCCUCCACUACCGGAAAUACGACAGCAAGCCGCUCCUGAGGCGCACGCCGGGUCACGUGACUGCCAGCGACCUCCAAUGGCAAACCGUCAAGACGUUCCUGCAUCUGGUGCGGCGUUUCCGGCUCCCGCUCUUCCUUGCCGACCCUUUCGCGCUCGGGCUCCUGACGGCGGAUGGCCAGCGGUCGUCGCCCGAGUCCGGCUGCGCCAUCCUGUGUCGCGGCAGAGCCGUCACCGCGUUCGGGCUGCUGGCCGAUGCGUGGACGUACAACACCGCCUUCCUGUCGGCUGCCGAGCAGAAAGGCUUCGAGGCACUGGAGCUGCGGGGCGACGACCCCCGAUUGGCCGGCUUGGACCUACUGUCCGGAGAGGACGUCCCCUUGCAUCUUCUGCUUCGCCUCCGCGGCCACGUCAUCCAGGUGGUUUUCCUGUACAAGCGUAGCGGCAACUACCUGUGGCAUGGACCAAUGCGCCUCAAAGCCGACACGGAUCGCGAUUUCGCACCCUUCGCAACGAUGGACUUCGGACGCUACGCCGGCGCCUACAACAGGCCGCGGCUGGUACUGACGGUGGUGGACGGCUUGGAUGUGGCAGUCCCCCGGAACAUCUCGGGCUUCUUAGCUGAACGUGGACGCGCGCGCUUCCUGGAGUGCCGCUACCGGGACGCCCGGCGCUUCCUGCAGCUCUACCCGGACGACAACACUCCUCAGGCGCUGGAUUUUGGGAACAAAGCCAAGUCUUUGCUUCGGUUGGCCGCGGAGACCCUGGCCCGCCUGCACGUCCCCUUCUGGAUCAGCAGCGGAACCUGCCUGGGCUGGUUCAGGCAGUGCAGCUUCAUCGCGUACAGCCGCGACGUGGACAUCGGAAUUUUCAUCGACGACUUCCGCCCCGACAUCAUCUCGGCCUUUCAGGAGGCCGGCCUUUCGCUCAAGCACAAGUUUGGAAAGGUGGAGGAUAGCCUGGAGUUGUCCUUUGUGAGGGACGGCGUCAAACUGGACAUCUUCUUCUUCUACCGGGACGGUGAUCUGACCUGGAACGGGGGCACGCAGGCCAAGAGUGGCCGGAAGUUCAAGUACUGGUUCCCCGGAUUUUCGCUGUGCUGGGCCGAGCUGGCGGAGGUCCGAGUGGGAGUCCCUUGCGAGACCCUGGACUACGUGACGGCCAAUUACGGAGAAGCGUGGAGCGUCCCGCAGAGGACGUGGGACUGGAAGACCUCACCCAGUAACGUACAAGAAAACGGAGUGUGGCCUCCCUCCCAGUGGGAGGAGCUCAUUCAAGUCUACUGACUGGGAAUCCAAAUGUUCCGUCCCUCAACUAGACGUGCCGAUUACCAGUUUCAAGGUAUACCGUGGUAUGAAAACGUCAAGGCUUCAAAACCUCAAAAAUCUAACGUGAUACCGUCCCUAAGGUAUUAGCUAUUUUUUACGUCUCAAAAAUGCAUGGAGAAAUCCCUCGCUUGCAGCUGCAAGGCUCAACCCUGCCCGACUGGUUGUUGCUCAAUGUCAGUAAGUCAGCUGGCUGGAGGAGGUGAAACUCCAGCUUUUUCCUCCAUCGUAGAAAACGAAAUCGCUGGUAUGGGAAUACUUUGGCUACAGAAAACUUACAAACGACCGCAGCUUAGAGGAGGGCCAACUGACAUGUUAAACAUGUUUGCGGAGGGUGGCUGCCGAGGAGGCAAUACCUCCAAUAAGAUUUUGCAUUUAUCCAAGGUUUAGAAAACACUGUCAUGAACGUUUCCCACCAGCUACGAGUUAAACACGCUGGAGUUAACGUGUAUAGUAGUGGUAAAACGUGUUUUUUUUUUUUUCUCCCUGGCAACUGUCUACGUUACGAGUGUAUAAUGUAAACAUGAUGAUCAUCAUGCACACAUGCUUUUUAUGGAAAAUAAUUUUGUUCUGAUGGUAAUAAUGUUGAGUUGUGGCUGUGGGUUUAGGCUCACUUAAAGGACUGCAUUUAUUUUAAGUUUAUUUAGAAUAUUUCAGUUAUUUUAUAUUUAUUUUGACUUAACAUUAUACUUAUGUUCCAAUUUGCUAAUGUUUCUUAAAUUCUGUUCAAUGGGAUUUUUUUAUUUUAUUUAGAUUUUAGAGCAUUUUGGCUCAAGGUUAUCAGAAUCAGUCAGAAUCUCAUACCAGCACAUGCCUAACCUCAACCCGCGGCGCUGAAAGAUGAGCCUUCACAGCCAGGUUUUCCAGUUGAAAGGAAUUGGACCUCUGUCUUUGUCAACCGUGGCCAAUGACAACAAUUCCAUCAAAAUAAAAUGUUAUUGGGGUGUCAUAACCGGAGUAUAUUUCUGUUUGGUCAUUUUCUUUUUAAUGAUCCAAUGCUCCAAAAUUAACCGGUAGUGACUCCAAAAAGUUGAACAGGAAGUGGCCCAAGUCCUCCAACAUCAACAGGAAGUGACCCAGAAAUCAACCAAAAUCAACAGGCAGCCCCCCCACCAAAUCAGAUAGGAAGUGACGUUGAAAUGCCUGAUGUUCAACAGAAAGUGGCCCGAGUGCCCCAGAAUCAAGUCCGAGUGCCAUUAGGAUGGGGGAAAAAAAUUAGGAUGGGGAAAAAAAAACAAACAUUUCGUAGCAAAGAAUAACAAGACACUUUAAUGAUCACUCGGGGUCAGCAAUAAAACACAUUGGCAAAGUUAACUUUUGGAGGACUUGGCCGCAAACACAGCAUCGUUGAGGCCUUCUCGGUUUCGGGCGAUCUCCACGGCGAAGAACUGGAUCCUGGUGGCUGCGACCGCAAGCAACACGUUAUAUAUAGUGGACCUUCAUUCUUCCUAAAAUUUGGGAACCGACCGAAAAUACUGUUCUCUUCCGUGUAGUCCUCCCGGCAGUCCAGUCGCAGCAGAGUCCCGAAGUUGAAGUCCUCCACCAGGCCUUCGUAGCAGUUGCAGAAAGGGCGCCACCUCUGGACACAUUCGCUCUUUUAGCGCCAGUGACCGAGAUAUUCGAGUCAACAUGCUACUGUCAAUUUAGUGAACGUUCGAUCAGUUUGACGCUGUUCUUUCGUAGCCUGGAACUCCAGACUCACGCUGUUCCAGCUAUAGAGUCAGGCGACUGUUCCGCGGAUCAAAUUCCCAGGGCGGAGCAAGCCACAGCAAACAGACAGCUGAGUGGACCAAUCAGCGACGGGCGGACCGUUGUUAAAGCGACAAGAAACUCUAGCGCGACGAUGUACACAUACAAGGAGAACGGAGAAGUUUAUUCAACAUGGCUAACACGAGACAGACAGUUGGUUUUAGCGACUCAAUGUGUUUUUGAUAGGGGUGUAACGGUACACAAAAAUCUCGGUUCGGUACGUACCUCGGUUUUGAGGUCACGGUUCGGUUCAUUUUCGGUACAGUAAGAAAACAAAAUGCAAAAUAUAAAUGUGCUAGUUGUUUAUCACACAUUUUUGUGCUUUCAACAAUAGGAACAUUAGCCUAUAUAAAGCUAGAAUUCUGCUCAAAAAGUAGCGGGUAUUUAAAGAUAAUAAUCCAACAACAAUUUGCCUAUAAGACCCCGCGUAUUGGUCAGCUUUCUUUCUGAAAGAAGAAAAAAGUCCUGUGCUAAAGAGAAAAGCAAUCCCAAUGACAAAGAUUUUAACAUGUAUUUUACAAAUGAAAUGCCUCAAUGAAUCUUUUUUUUUUCUUAUGAACGGUUCUCAAAAGUUAAAGCGCCACACAGAAAUUAAUAAAUUUAAUUGUGUAAGCAGGAUCUUUGUAUUAUUCUUAUUGUUUAAUUACAGGUGUUUUGGCUAAUUUCAAUUUAUUUUAUUUAAAUGGGCUAUUGUUUUAUUAUGUGUUUAUAUUUUACAAAUGUGAUGUAGUAUUCAUUUAUAUUGAAUAUUUUAUGUUAUAUAACUUUUAUUCCUAUGGGAAUAUUAGUUCCUACUUGUUUUGUUGUGGUAGGAGGGUUUUGUAUUGAACACGGGGCCGUGUUGGCUAUUAUUAUAGCAGAGAAGACAGCAGUAAAUCAACAAAGACAAGUCAACUGUGCCCCGAUUUACCACUCAAGAGAUCUGAUUGACUCAAAUAGUGGGUUACGAUUGCAUAUUAGUUUGAAAAUCGACCGGAUCCACCGUAUUUUUGCACGGGUGACUUCCGGUCUGCCCGAUCCUAGCUAGUAGUAUUGACGCAGGAGGGCAGCGUCUCGCGUCUAAUAAUGUUUUUGUCGCGUUGAGCCGCUUCUGGGACGCGUCUAACACACAGCCGCACUGCAACUGGUGUGCAUUGGCUGAUUGACUUUAACGCCCGCAUUUCACUGCGUUCUUGCGGUGGCCACGUUGUCGCGCCAUUGACGUUUCUGGGUUAUAUACCGUCCGUGUUGGUCCUCAUUAUAGUAGAGAAGACGGGAGUAAAUAUAAUCUUACACAAAGAAACUGUAACCCGUUCGACUCAAAGCCUUGAAAAGUAAGGAUUACAUUACGUCAGAAACUCGUUCGGUACGCCUCCGUUCCGAACCGAGCACCCCGUACCGAAACGGUUCAAUACAAAUAAAUGUACCGUUACCAGUGUUGUUAAUUUUACUUUAAAAAAGUAAUUAAUUACAGUUACAAAUUACUUCUCCCAAAAAGUAAUUGCGUUAGUAACUCAGUUACCUGAAUGUAAGAGUAAUUAGUUACUUGGCAAAGUAACUAGUGAUAAUUUUUUUUUUUUCAAAAAAAAAAAAAAAAAAAGGUCACGCAAUGUGAAGUUUAAAGGGUUUGGGGGACAAUUGGCCCUAGCCCAAUUCUUUAACCUCCACUUAACUAGACACAAGGGUAUUGCGAUAACUAGAUAGUAACCUUUGCUAUGUGUGGAAGCCAUUUAAAGUUGUGAAUCAACCGUUAAAGUUGUUAAAAUUGCUCCCGUUAUUGCAUUAGUUCCCUUCUGUCUACUUUAAACAUGUGUAAGUUUUAAAACCGUUUCAUCAUUUAAAGACAGAUUUAAGUUAUGAUUUUGCCGAUUUAAGAGCAUUUUAGAUUUAAAAAAAAAAAAAAAAGUUACUUAGGUUCGCUAGGAAGGAUCUCUACAUCAGAGCCUUCCUGAGAGGUCUACUGCUUUAAGAUGGCGGCUGUUUACUAACGCAUGUAGUCCUUAAAACAUGUUGCCAAUGCAGCUGUGUCUGUCAUUUGCAACUAGUUCUAUAAUAUGAUAUCUACCGUGUCAUAUGGGCGUAGUUUGUCGGCUAUGGCUACAGUCACGUAUUAUUGGAGCCACCUAGCAUCGCGGUUGCAACGGCGUCUUCCCCACUCCUGCUCUGCUCUCUCGUCUCCGUGAGUCCGUUUCUCUCAGACUUUUUUUAUUCAACCAACUUAGUAACGCAUAGUAACGCACGCCUUUUCCGCCUCAGUAACGGUAACGGCGUUGCCAAGAUGAGAAAAGUAAUCAAUUUGAUUAUUCAUUACUAAAAAAAAUAACGCCGUUAGUAACGCCGUUAUAUUCUAACGCCGUUAUUAACAACACUGACCGUUACACCCUUAGUUUUUGGUCAUUUAAAACUGAAUUUACCGCGGAUAGGAACAUAUUCUCGGAUCUCCCGUUCGCCAUCUGUGUUGUUGUGGAGACGUUUUCCGACACCCAAGAGUGACGUUGCUCGUUAAGAACACGUCACGCAAAUAAACGAAUCUGAUUGCACGGACGAUUUCGUUCGGGCUCUUGAGGCCAAUAAGGAGGUGGGGUCCCAGACUCCAUAGCUGGAACAGCGGUGAGUCUGGAGUUCCAGGCUAGUUCUUUAGCCUCUACCUCAAACGGAUGAGAUUUCUACCACUGUCAAUUUGUAGCAUGUGAUGUGAUGCUGACUACAUAUUGUUUUGUUGCAAUGGCCACGUUUGUGGUCACUUUGUUUUAUCUUUUGUGGUAGCACUGUCGUGGUGGCCAUGUUUGUAGUGC